CUCCCAGCACAGGGCCAGACCCCAGCCCCAUCACUGGCGAAGACAGACGACUUCUGGCGUCUUCUCUCCCAGCUCCCACUUCCUCAAUAGGAUCAAAGGCUCAGAGGGGCGGUCACAGCUGGGCCCAGCGGGACCUCCUCACUUGGGGGGGUCCCUCCACAGACCCUGCUGCUCUGACCGGAAGUCCCCAGAGGAGCGUGCGUGCCCACAAGGACCCCUCUGCCCCAGCUGUGUAGCCCCAGCCAGAUGUGGCGGGUGGCCGCUCAGAGGCAUGCCCCCCACCCGGCCACACUGCCCCCAGCUCCUGCUGCUGCUGCUGGCCUGCCAGCCUUGGGCCCCUUCUGCCCAGGUGAUGGACUUCCUGUUCGAGAAGUGGAAGCUCUACGGUGACCAGUGUCUCUACAACCUGAGCCUGCUGCCCCCCCCCACUGAGCUAGUCUGUAAUCGAACCUUCGACAAGUACUCCUGUUGGCCGGACACCCCUCCCAACACCACGGCCAACAUGUCCUGCCCCUGGUACUUGCCCUGGCACCACAAAGUGCAGCACCGCCUUGUCUUCAAGAAGUGUGGGCCUGAUGGGCAGUGGGUGCGCGGGCCCCGCGGGCAGUCGUGGCGCGACGCUUCUCAGUGCCAGAUGGACGAGAAGGAGAUCGAGGUCCAGAAGGAGGCGGCCAAGAUGUACAGCGGCUUCCAGGUGAUGUACACAGUGGGGUACUCUCUGUCCCUGGGGGCCCUGCUCCUGGCCCUCGCUAUCCUGCUGGGCCUCAGCAAGCUGCAUUGCACGCGAAACUACAUCCACGUGAACCUGUUCGCGUCCUUUGUGCUCAAGGCCGGCUCCGUGCUGGUCAUCGACACGCUGCUCAGGACGCGCUACAGCCAGAAGAUCGGUGACGACCUCAGCGUGAGCAUCUGGCUGAGUGACGGGGCCGUGGCCGGCUGCCGGGUGGCUGCCGUGUUCAUGCAGUACGGCGUCGUGGCCAACUACUGCUGGCUGCUGGUGGAGGGUGUGUACCUGCACGGCCUGCUGGGCCUCGCCGCCUUCCCAGAGAGGAGCUUCUUCGUCCUCUACCUGGGCAUCGGCUGGGGCGCCCCCAUGCUCUUUGUCAUCCCCUGGGCCGUGGUCAAGUGUCUGUUUGAGAACAUCCAGUGCUGGACCAGCAACAACAACAUGGGUUUCUGGUGGAUCCUGCGCUUCCCUGUCUUCCUGGCGAUCCUGAUCAACUUCUUCAUCUUCAUCCGCGUCCUUCUCAUCCUCAUGGCCAAGCUGCAAGCCCGCCAGAUGCGCUACACCGACUACAAGUUCCGGCUGGCGAAGUCCACACUGACCCUCAUCCCCCUGCUGGGGGUCCACGAAGUGGUGUUCGCCUUCGUGACAGACGAGCAUGCCCAAGGGACCCUGCGCUCUGCCAAGCUCUUCUUCGACCUCUUCCUCAGCUCCUUCCAGGGCCUGCUAGUGGCUGUUCUCUACUGUUUCCUCAAUAAGGAGGUGCAGUCGGAGCUGCGACGGUGCUGGCAUCGCUGGCGCGCGGGGGCCUCACUGCGGGAGCGACGCCCCGUCAGCGGCCCCCCCGGCGGCCCCCCCGGCGAGAAGCCGCUCCUGUGCGGGGGCGGCGGCAGCAACGGGGCCGCGCGGGGCCCCUCCGCACACCCCAACCUGGUCGGCAGCCUCCCCGCGUUGGCCGAGAACCCCUUCUAA
Molecule: messenger RNA, 1696 nt
Organism: Leptonychotes weddellii (Weddell seal)
Lineage: Eukaryota; Metazoa; Chordata; Mammalia; Carnivora; Phocidae
Source: RefSeq, a predicted model, not a curated record